AUGAAGGCCCAGUCAAAUAAAAGACUAAUCUUGCACUUCAAUAUUGAUAAGACAAUUGUAUGCAGAGAUCCUUACAAUGGACUUGACAAUAUACCCAUCACCCUUGCAGAUUGCGUUGCCAAACUCUGCUGGGGUCAGGUCACUGUUGAAGAAGAUGUCAAGAAAUGGACCCUUGCCUGGGAUACUUUCAGCCAUGAAAGACCAGAAGAAGAUCUCAUGACUUUCAGAGAUUUCCUAGAGCUUGAGCAUGGCCUGAGAACCGAUCUUCUUGAAGGAGAAACUCAGGAACAACUUGAUGAGAUUAACAAGGCAAAUAAGGAGCUAUUCAUGGAGAAAUUACUAAAUUUCUCAAAGCCAGGAAACCCAGGAAGUAAAUUUAAAAGUCAAAUUGAGAAGCUCAACAGAUCUACUUAUCUUCCAAAGAACGUAAGAGAGGAGCUUGGCCUCAAUGACCUCAAAAAGGAAAAGGAUAAGAAAAAGGCAGAAGAUGAAGCUGAAGGAGAAGAUAGCGGAGAAGGAGAAGACGACCAAGAAGAGGAAGAAGAGGAGGUUGAAGAGACUGAUGAACAAAAGAUGAUCAAUCUCUUUGAAGACCAGAAAUAUCACCUUCUCCCAUCCUUCUUCAAAACUCUGAUUUAUCUUAAAAAGGCUAAGAGAGAGUUUUCAAUUGUUAUUAGGGGAGAAGACGAGUUCAUAAAACCUGCAGUGUUUGAAUUCAAUAAGUUCUGCAUAGGAGAGCAUCCAUGCUUCUGUGGAAGAUCAGGCACACCUACUAUCAAGUUUGAUGGAAGCAAGAACACCAGAUACUGAAUUAUAGAUGACUGCUGUAAAGCGAAUUUCUACAAAUUCGACACUGAGACAAAAAUGGUAUUUGGAACACUUGAUGCUGAGCAUCUUGAAGAUAUCGAUUCUCCUGAUGACCUUGAGGAUGUAUUCUAUGAUAAGAUAGACUCUAAAGAAAGAGUUUUAACUAAUGAUAGUGUAGAAUCUUAUGUACAUCUCAUGGAAAUAUUCAAGAAAUACAAUGGAGCUGCCAUCAGAGAAGACAAGGAUCAAAGAAGGAUCCUCUAUAUUGAUCCAGCUGACUACAACACUCAUCAUAUCUUCUUUGAUGCCAAAUGAGGGCUAGGAGAUGACUGCAGAAUUUCUGUUAGAGAUAUCAUCUCAGAUGAAGAGAUUCCUUACAAAGAUGUUAUUAAUAAAUUUAUUGCAGUAGUUGAACCUCAUAGAGCUGUUUCUGAGCCAGACUACUUCAUGAAGUUAAUAGAGAUGUGUGAAUACACCAGAGAUCAAGAAAUAGAAGCAAGAGAAUCUGGAAGACUUGAAGAACAACAGAUUCAAAAGAAAGAGACCUUCAAGGGACCAGGAAGUGCUGGAUCCUCCUUUGUUGAUUCUCAGAACCAAUCUGAUCAAGCUCCAAAAGAAGAGUUAAAUGAGUGGGAAAAACUCCAGAAUUUGCCUCAUGAUCAAUACUUAGCUAAAACUGUGAUGCCUGUAUUAUACCAAGGAUUAAAAGUAGUUUCUGUAGAGCGUCCAAAAUGACCAUUGAAGACCUUAGCUUUGUAUAUGCUCAAGAAUCAAGAGAAGGUAAUGUUGAAGUCUGAUACUUAAUUAUUACUCCUUCAUUCCUAUCAUUGAAAUUACAGAAAGAGGCAUCUCAUUCAUAUGCAUUUUAAGGGGAUACUUAGCCUAUAACUAUUAUUCACAAUUUU
This is a messenger RNA of Moneuplotes crassus, 1712 nucleotides long. Lineage: Eukaryota; Ciliophora; Spirotrichea; Euplotida; Euplotidae. The record is from the annotation of a GenBank genome assembly.